Orycteropus afer afer is the source of this 4155-nucleotide messenger RNA. The record is from RefSeq and is a predicted model, not a curated record. NCBI's taxonomy places the organism in Eukaryota, Metazoa, Chordata, Mammalia, Tubulidentata, Orycteropodidae.
GGAUUUCCAAAUUUACAGGAUGACUACAUAUUAAUGGAAACAGAAGCAUAAACUAUCUUCUUUCACUAUGGAGGCAGGUUUGGCAGAUGGUGGAGAACCUGACCGAACUUUGCUUCUGGGUGAUAGCAAAGAUGUCCUUGGGCCAUCAACUGUGGUAGCAAACAGUGACGAAUCUCAACUUCUGACACCAGGAAAGAUGACUCAGCGCCAAGGGAAAGAAGCCUAUCAAAUGUCAACCAAAGAGCUGCAUCAGCCAUCUCUUAGUCCAGCAAGUCCUCAUAGCCAGGGUUUUGAAAGAGGGAAGGAAGAUGUUUCUCAAAAUAAAGAUGAAUCCUCACUUUCUAUGUCCAAGAGUAAGUCUGAAUCUAAACUUUAUAAUGGCUCAGAGAAAGACAGUUCAGCUUCAAGCAAGCUCACAAAAAAAGAAUCUCUUAAGGUGCAAAAGAAAAAUUACAGAGAAGAAAAGAAAAGAGCCACAAAGGAGUUACUCAGUACAAUCACAGACCCUUCUGUUAUUGUUAUGGCUGAUUGGUUGAAGAUUCGUGGUACUCUGAAGAGCUGGACCAAAUUGUGGUGUGUUUUGAAACCUGGAGUGCUACUGAUCUAUAAAACUCAAAAAAAUGGUCAGUGGGUAGGAACAGUCCUCCUGAAUGCCUGUGAAAUCAUUGAGCGUCCAUCAAAAAAGGAUGGCUUUUGUUUCAAACUUUUUCAUCCUUUGGAGCAAUCUAUUUGGGCAGUGAAGGGUCCAAAAGGUGAAGCAGUUGGAUCCAUAACUCAGCCCUUACCAAGCAGUUACUUGAUCAUCCGAGCUACUUCAGAGUCAGAUGGCAGGUGCUGGAUGGAUGCUUUGGAGUUGGCUUUGAAAUGUUCUAGUCUUCUUAAGCGUACAAUGAUCAGAGAAGGAAAAGAACAUGACCUGAGCAUUUCAUCAGAGAGCACCCAUGUGACUUUGUAUGGCUUAUUACGUGCUAACAAUCUCCACAGUGGUGACAACUUCCAAUUAAAUGAUAGUGAAAUUGAACGACAGCAUUUUAAGGACCAAGAUAUGUAUUCUGAUAAAUCUGAUAAAGAAAAUGAUCAGGAGCAUGAUGAGUCUGACAAUGAGGUGAUGGGAAAAAGUGAAGAAAGUGACACAGAUACAUCAGAAAGGCAGGACGACUCCUAUAUUGAACCUGAGCCUGUUGAGCCUUUAAAAGAGACUACGUACUCCGAACAGAGCCAUGAAGAACUGGGAGAGGCAGGUGAGGCUUCUCAAACAGAAACCGUGUCUGAAGAAAACAAAAGUCUUAUCUGGACUUUGUUGAAACAAGUCCGCCCUGGCAUGGAUCUGUCGAGGGUGGUUCUGCCAACAUUUAUUUUGGAGCCUCGUUCUUUCCUGGAUAAACUUUCAGAUUACUACUAUCAUGCAGAUUUUCUCUCUGAAGCUGCUCUUGAAGAAAAUCCUUAUUUCCGUUUGAAGAAAGUAGUGAAAUGGUAUUUGUCAGGAUUUUAUAAAAAGCCAAAGGGACUGAAGAAACCAUAUAAUCCUAUACUUGGUGAGACUUUUCGUUGUUUAUGGAUUCAUCCCAGAACAAACAGCAAAACUUUUUAUAUUGCCGAACAGGUGUCCCAUCAUCCACCAAUAUCUGCCUUUUAUGUUAGUAACCGAAAGGAUGGAUUUUGCCUUAGUGGUAGUAUCCUGGCGAAGUCCAAGUUCUAUGGAAACUCAUUAUCUGCAAUAUUAGAAGGAGAAGCACGAUUGACUUUCUUGAAUAGAGGUGAAGAUUAUGUAAUGACAAUGCCAUAUGCUCAUUGUAAAGGAAUUCUUUAUGGCACAAUGACACUGGAGCUUGGGGGAACAGUCAAUAUUACAUGUCAAAAAACUGGAUACAGUGCAAUACUUGAAUUCAAACUAAAGCCAUUUCUAGGUAGUAGUGAUUGUGUUAAUCAAAUAUCAGGGAAACUUAAAUUGGGGAAAGAAGUCCUCGCUACUCUGGAAGGUCAUUGGGAUAGUGAAGUUUUUAUUAAUGACAAAAAGACUGAUAAUUCAGAGGUUUUCUGGAAUCCAACACCUGACAUUAAGCAACGGAGAUUAAUAAGGCACACUGUAAAAUUUGAAGAGCAGGAAGAUUUUGAAUCAGAGAAACUCUGGCAGCGAGUAACUAGAGCCAUAAAUGCCAAAGACCAAACUGAAGCUACUCAAGAGAAGUAUGUUUUAGAAGAAGCUCAAAGACAAGCAGCUAGAGAUAGGAAAACAAAAAAUGAAGAGUGGAGUUGCAAGUUAUUCGAACUUGAUCUACUCACAGGAGAAUGGCAUUACAGGUUUGCAGAUACCCGACCAUGGGACCCCCUUAAUGAUAUGAUACAGUUUGAAAAAGAUGGUGUUAUCCAGACCAAAGUGAAACAUCGCACUCCAAUGGUUAGUGUCCCAAAAAUGAAACAUAAACCAACUAGGCAACAGAAGAAAGUGGUGAAAGGCUAUUCCUCCCCAGAACCUGAUAUCCAGGAUUCAUCUGGAAGUGAAACUCAAUCAUUGAAACCAAAUACAAGAAGAAAGAAAGGGAUAGAACUGGGAGACAUUCAAAGUUCCAUCGAAUCUGUAAAACAAACACAGGAAGAAAUUAAAAGAAAUAUUAUGACUCUUCGAAAUCAUUUAGUUUCAAGCACACCUACCACGGAUUAUUUUCUGCAACAAAAAGACUACUUCAUCAUUUUCCUCCUGAUUUUGCUUCAAGUCAUAAUAAACUUCAUGUUUAAGUAGAAGUUCUUUACAAUUGAAUCAAUGAACUGGAAUGAUCAGAUUUGACCUGGGACCAAUAUUCAAGUUGGUUUGGUCUUUACUAAAACAUCACAAUAUUUCUAAAACAAAAAAACUUAGAGAUAAAUUCAGAGGUGUUGACCUUUCAUACCUUUUAUCCUUAACCUGAAACAAGAGCUAUCCUAUUUGUUUAUUACAGUGAGCUUGUGUUAAGUGCCAGAACAUUACUAGCUUUUCUGAGUGUGUCUACAUGUGAAUAUAAUAAAUCUCACAUGUAUAUACAGUUGUCUCUUAUGUACUCUUACCUGACAGUAGUCUUUGUAUCCUACAGUACGUUCUGAGAUAGAUCAUUAACAUUGUUCAUAACAAAGAUGUUAUCAAUCUUAAAAAUGUAUGUAUAGAAUAUUUUCCUUAUAAAACAGGCACAAAACUUUUAUCAGUAAAGAAUUACAGAAUGACAAAUGAUGGAAUAAUAGACAUAAAUAACUCAGUACACUGUACUUUAAAAAAAUAAUUUUCAAAACAGCCAGCUAAAUUGUCUAGAAACAGAAAAAAGUACAAAUGGUCUAAAUUGAUAUAUUGAGAAAGAUGACAAAAUGUUCUGAAAAAGUUUACACAAGAUUUUUUUUGAAUCCUUAGAAUUUAAUUUAGUAUUUAUAGAUACAGAUGUGUAUGUUCUAUUGUGAAAACUGUUAUGCAUACUUGGAUCAAUUGAUUUUAUCUUUCUUAUCAUACUUACAUGAUACCACCUUAAGCACUACUAAAAAAAGAACAGUGAAUGGUCAAAGUAGAUUGGUGUUCUUUUUUCUUAUUUUUUAUUUUAUAUUUUUUUUACAUCAUCUGGUUCAUAACGUAGGCCAAAUUCUAAAAUAGGUCAUAUGAAAUGCUGAUAAUUCAUGCUUUCUUAUUAUGAACAGCUUAUUUUAGCUUUCAUUUAGAUCUUAGUAUGUAAGUAGGAAUAGAAAAAAAUUAUAACCAAUUUUUACUCCAAAAGCCAAAAAAAGAAAGACAAUAAAAAAGAUACUUAUUCUGUAUGGUAGCAUCUAUAUAUACAUAAAUCGUUGGUUUCUUUAAAAUGUGCAAUAAGUUGAGCAUCUAAGAAGAACGUCAGUUCUAAAGUUUAAUUCUUUCUUAUCCCCCUCUGUUCUUAGUAACUUCAUUCUGCAGUAAAACCACAAUUCUUCCUGACUCCUUUGUUGAGGCUCAGGCAAACAUUUUUCUAAAUAUUUUUUGUUUCCAGUUUAAUAUUUUGAUUUUAUGUUUUUUUACAUACAUUUUUAUAGUCCUCAAAAGAAAGUUUUGUAAAUGUAGUUAGCUUUAGGAACAUAAGCUAUAGCUUAUAGUACUGAAUUAUAGAUUUGAAAUGGUUAUUAACGAAAAUGAAUGUUAAAAAUAAUUGCUCUGGCCACAUUUGUCUU